GCCAAGUUCAGUGCUGUUGUGAACAAUGGCGACCAUGGCGACGUUUCUAUCGAACGUGUGACAUCUCGGAAAAUAAAUAAUAAUUAUAACAACAAUAAUAAUAAUAACAAUAACUCAUCGUGUAAUUUAUAAACUAAAGUAAUUACAGUUAAUCAACGCAUAUUACUGUACAUAAUAAAAUAAUAAAUAGUGAUAAAUAUAAAUAAUUAAAUGAAUAAAUGGUAAUAAAAUCUAACGAAUGUUGAUAUACAAUGGCGGUAAAUGCCAAUGUACUCUCAAGCGACAUAAGUAGACGAAAUCCACAAGAUGAAUAUGAACUCAUUCAAAGAAUUGGUAGCGGAACUUACGGUGAUGUUUACAAGGCUAAAAGACUGUCCAUGAAUGAUCUUGCUGCGAUAAAGGUUAUCAAGUUGGAACCAGGCGACGACUUUGCUAUCAUACAGCAGGAAAUUUUAAUGAUGAAAGAUUGUCGACAUCAAAAUAUUAUUGCUUACUAUGGCAGUUAUUUGAGACGUGAUAAAUUGUGGAUUUGUAUGGAAUACUGUGGUGGUGGUUCAUUACAAGAUAUUUAUCAUAUUACUGGACCAUUGAGUGAAAUACAAAUAGCAUACAUGUGUCGUGAGACACUUUUGGGACUGGCUUAUUUACAUGGAAUGGGAAAGAUGCACCGAGAUAUAAAAGGUGCAAAUAUAUUAUUGACAGAAUCUGGUGAUGUUAAAUUGGCAGACUUUGGAGUUUCUGCCCAAAUAACAGCAACAAUCAAUAAAAGAAAAAGUUUUAUUGGGACACCAUAUUGGAUGGCACCAGAGGUUGCGGCUGUUGAAAGAAAAGGUGGAUACAAUCAAUUGUGUGAUAUUUGGGCAUGCGGUAUCACAGCAAUAGAAUUAGCAGAAUUACAACCUCCGAUGUUCGACCUUCAUCCAAUGCGAGCACUAUUUCUUAUGUCUAAGUCAGGAUUUAAGCCUCCUACAUUAAAGGAUCGCGAUAAAUGGAGCCCGACGUUUCACAAUUUUGUUAAAAUCGCGUUGACUAAAAAUCCUAAGAAACGACCGACUGCAGAAAAAUUAUUACAGCAUGCAUUUUUUCAAGGAGAAAUGAGUAAAAGGCUGGCAUUAGAAUUAUUACAAAAAGUAUCAAAUCCAAGUCAUAUGUUUACUGAUUUAGAGGCUGAUGAAGAUGGAGCUGUGCCAAAUGUACCUCAGAGAAUAGCUUCAAGACAUACAUCAAGACCUAGACCAAAGAGUCCUAUUUCUCAAUUAGACAGUGAUGAUCGAAUUAUUCUUGAUAGUGGAACACUACAAAGAGACGACGCAUCACCGCCAAUUGACGGUGGUAACCCUGUUUGGGAUAUCAUGGAUAUCAUGAAUAAUGUUAAGACUGUCCAUAACUGUGAUGUUCAUCCCGAUUGCGGUAUCGGUACAGCAUUUGAUGACGUCCAAGAAAAGAGUCUAUUGCAGUACAUUGAUGAGGAGUUGUUGCUAAGGGGAAAUGCAAUGUCAAUGGUUGAUGGUCAUUGUGACCAGCUAUACUCCCUGCAGGCAACGCUCCCACUCGGUGAAUCCUCGGACAAAUGCGAAGUCCAUCGAGGCUUCUAUUCAAAUUUAGCGGGGUCACAAGCGAGUCCCAGACGUCACAGCUCUGUGGACGAGUUGUAUGGUUUAGUGAGCGGUUCCUUGUCUUUAUCAUCAAUCAAUGGUCAACGUCAACGUUCGUUGUCAGACAGUGGGCCUAGAGAUGAUUCUCCGCGGUACAAUGGUGAUAGAGAGUCAACGGGUAAUGGCGAUGAAGAAGGUAUUGGACCAGAUUUAUUGUCUGAUACACCACCAGUACCACCAAGAAGAAGGGAUAGAAAGAGACAUACUCCACCUAGACCAACAAGUAAUGGUUUACCUCCAACACCAAAAGUUCAUAUGGGAGCUUGUUUUUCAAAAGUAUUUAAUGGAUGUCCAUUAAGAAUACACUGUACAGCUAGUUGGAUCCAUCCUGAUACAAGAGAUCAGCAUUUAUUGAUAGCCGCUGAAGAGGGUAUUUAUAAUUUAAAUCUUAACGAAUUACAUGAAACAGCAAUUGAUCAGUUGUACCCAAGACGUACAAUAUGGAUGUACGUCAUCAAAGAUGUCCUUAUGUCUUUAUCAGGAAAAACACCACAACUAUAUAGGCAUGAUUUAUUAGCAAUGCAAAGUAAACAAACCCACAGGUUUUCGUUGCAUAUGAAUAAAAUACCUGAGCGGUUGGUACCGCGUAAAUUUGCACUCACUACUAAAGUACCAGAUACUAAAGGUUGUAGUAAAUGUUGCGUCGGAAGAAAUCCAUACAAUGGAUACAAAUAUUUGUGUGGUGCGACUCCUGCUGGUAUAUUUUUAAUGCAAUGGUAUGAUCCUUUGAAUAAAUUUAUGCUGCUAAAACACUUUGACUGUAUAUUACCUUCGCCAUUAAAUGUAUUUGAGAUGAUAAUAACACCAGAUAUGGAGUAUCCGAUGGUUUGUGUAUCAGUUAAACAGGCUUAUCAACAAAAUAAAUUAAAACUUGAUUUAAUAAAUAUGAAUUCUGGUGCCAGUUGGUUUCAUAGUGAUGAAUUGGAAGAUAUCGAUGGCUCUGCCACUGUAAUUCCAAGGCGAGAAAAUUUACAUGUGAUUAAUGUUACGCAAUUUGAAAAAGAUUCUAUUCUCAUUUGCUACGACAAUGUUGUUAAGUUUGUAACAUUACAAGGCAAACCACGUACUAGUAAAAAACAAUUAUCUGAACUACAGUUCAAUUUUCAAAUUGAAUCAAUAAUUUGUUUGCCUGAUAGUCUACUCGCAUUUCAUAAACAUGGAAUGCAAGGAAGAAGUUAUAAAAAUGGUGAAGUAACACAGGAAAUAAGUGAUCCCAGUAGGACGUAUAGGUUACUUGGCUCUGAUAAAGUUGUAAUGUUAGAAAGUCAUUUAGUUCAUUCAGGAACAUUAAGUGAAACAGAAGGAGCUGAUCUGUAUAUACUUGCUGGCCAUGAAGCCAGUUAUUGAAAAAAUAAAAAAUAAAAAAACGCCUUUACUUCUGCAUGCCAAUAAAUUUUAAAAAACGGGUUUGUGCAUCAACGCAUCAUUGAAAAAUUGAAUGAAAAAGAAAAAAAAAUAUAAAUAAAUACGAUCAGCUGAAUAAGCAAACUCGUGGAGUUGAGCUAAAUAACUUGCGUUUUCCAUUUACACAAAAUGGAGGCGAUUUAAAUAAAAUAGGUAAAUAAAAUUUAAAAUAAUAUGUAAAUUUGUGAUUUACGUCUUCGUAUAUUAUUAAAAAUAUUCAGAUUUUUAAUUGCUGGGAUAAUGUGAUAGAUAUUAACGAUUCCAGUUGUAAAGACAAGCUGUUAUUUUUCAUUUGAACUCUUAUUAAUUUUUUUUUUUUUACUUUGUUUAAAAAAGAAAAAAUUUUUUUGCACAUCCAAUUAAAUUAGACGAGAUUUCGUGAGAGAUUAAUAUUUAAAUUUUAUUUUAAUCUAUCGGUAGAUUAUUAAUUUUUUUAUAUUAAUUAUAAUUCAAUUUUUAAUCGACCAAAGUUUAAAUUUAAAUUAUUUUUAAAAAGCUUACAGGCUGGUAAAUAUUUUAAACAAAUAUAUUUUUUUUAAACUGCAAAUACUGAGAGCUUAAUAAUAAAAUUUAAAAAAACUAUCGAGGAAAAAUAUUUUUCUAAUCUAAAAUUUAUUACAGUCGACUACCCGUCAUAAGUCUGCCCUUCAUAAGCCUCUUCCCCUCAAUCGGGAGUUACUGAGUUCAAACAACUUCCCCGACUUAACCACUCCAAGGAGUUUCGUACCAGAGAGCCCGUUAUAAGCCUCCGUUAAAAUUAUCAAAAUUAUAAACUAAGAAUAGGAAAAGUAGACAAAUUAAUAAUGAAAAUUUACUAUCUAUGUUUCGCGGAUAAUUUAAUCAUUAUUAAGUAAAAUAUAAUUUAUUGUUCAUAAUUGUAAUCAUUAAUUAUAUUCCCAGCUUCUGUUACAAUUGAAAAGUUUUAUUGAGCAUUAAGUUCAUCAGUAAAAUUAUUAUUUUUAUUAUUACUGUAAUCAAUACCGUCAUCAUUAUAAUUUUUUGCAUUAUAAUUAUCAUUAGUGAAAAAAGAUAAGUAUUUAUUUCAGCGCUAUAAGCAGCAGGAAAAUCGGGAUAGUCGCGUAUGUAACAAAAUGUAAAUAUGACGUUUAAAAUUAUAUAAAAUAAAACAGGCUUAUAACGGGUAAUCGAGAACAAAACUAAAUGCACUGUAGUGGGAAGACUGAAAUUCUAAAAAAAACUUCCCCUACGUCCCCUAUACCAGGCUUAUUGCGGGUAGUCGACUGUAAAUUAAUUAAUUGCUGGUAAAAAAAAAAAUUAAAGCUCAGAGUAUUUAAAAAUUUAUUUAAAAUUUAAAAAUAUUGCAUUUGUAUUUAAUGAGUUUUUUUUUAAAUACUGAGUUAAUUAUAACACACGAUCUAUAUAAAUCUUUUGAUCUUUAUCUCAAUGAGUUUUUAAAAUUUAAAGAUCAAAAGAAAUGUAUACACGUGUCUGGUAAUAAACUUGAAGAUGUCAAUUUUUUUUUUUUUUGUAAUAUGAAAUAUCUAAUGGAUUCAGUUACACA
Molecule: messenger RNA, 4581 nt
Organism: Microplitis mediator
Lineage: Eukaryota; Metazoa; Arthropoda; Insecta; Hymenoptera; Braconidae
Gene: hppy
Product: mitogen-activated protein kinase kinase kinase kinase 5
Exons: 20
Coding region: 252-3002 (916 amino acids)
Biological process (GO): protein phosphorylation
Molecular function (GO): MAP kinase kinase kinase kinase activity; ATP binding
Source: RefSeq, a predicted model, not a curated record